ACCCACUUGAACACGAGAUCUCAAGCUUAACUGUACACUGCACUUCUUCAGUCGACUGUCACCCUCGCAACAGAUCUGGGCAUCUCCUGCACCUGUUUACCCUACUCUGCCGACAGCCAUUGGCCCUCGAUUGGCGAAACACCAAAUAAGUAUCCAACAUGAUGACCCCGUUGGACGGCGAAAACCAAAAGAAACGCGUCUGCUAUUUCUUCGAUUCUGAUAUCGGAGGAUUCCAUUAUGGCCCAGGACAUCCGAUGAAGCCGACCAGGAUACGAAUGUGUCAUUCACUUGUCAUGAAUUAUGGACUAUAUAAGAAAAUGGAGAUUUUCCGCGCCAAACCCGCUACAAAACGUGAAAUGACACAGUUUCACUCGGACGAAUACGUCGAUUUUCUUAAUCGAAUAUCUCCCAGCAAUAUGAACUCGUUUAUAAAAGAGCAGCAUAAAUACAAUGUCGGAGAGGACUGUCCAGUAUUUGAUGGGUUGUUCGAUUACUGUUCAAUAUCAGCAGGAGGAUCUAUGGAGGGUGCUGCCCGGCUUAGUCGAGACAAGUGCGAUAUCGCCGUGAAUUGGGCUGGAGGGUUGCAUCACGCUAAGAAGAGUGAGGCCAGCGGAUUCUGUUACGUGAAUGAUAUCGUGCUGGGUAUAUUGGAACUAUUGAGGUACCACAAUCGAGUCUUGUAUAUUGAUAUUGAUGCACAUCACGGCGACGGUGUGGAAGAAGCAUUCUACACUACCGACCGUGUCAUGACUUGCAGUUUCCAUAAAUAUGGCGAAUUCUUUCCCGGGACAGGUGAAUUAAGGGACAUUGGUGUUAUGAAGGGCAAAUAUUAUGCUCUCAAUUUCCCUCUCCGAGACGGGGUUUCGGAUGAGAACUACAAGUCUGUCUUCGAACCUGUCAUAAGACAGGUUAUGGAGUCAUACAAUCCUUCCGCAAUAGUGCUGCAGUGUGGUACCGACUCCCUUGCAGGAGACAAACUUGGAUGCCUCAAUCUCUCUAUGCGAGGUCACGCCAACUGCGUAAAAUUUGUGAAGUCCUUCAACAAGCCUCUGCUGCUCCUCGGGGGAGGGGGAUACACCAUGCGCAAUGUUAGUCGUGCAUGGGCUUACGAAACGGGAUUGGCAGCGGGUGUUGAAUUAGGACCAGAUAUACCUGUUAAUGAGUACUACGAAUAUUUUGGACCAGACUAUCAGCUCGAUGUCAAGUCAUCAAAUGCAGACGACCUCAACACCCGUGCAUACCUGGACCGUGUCAAACGGAUAGUCAUGGAAAACCUCAGACAUACCGGUGGGCCGCCAAGUGUCCAAAUGCAAGAUAUCCCGAUGUUACCAAUAGAUAUCGAGAUGGAUGACUUGAACCGAGAUGACGAUCUCAUCCCGACGGAUAUACGCCGACCUCAGAGACUGUUAGAUGCCCGACGGCAAGCUGACGGUGAGCUGUCGGACUCUGACGAUGAAGGAGAGGGUGGCCGAAGGAAUCAUGCGAGCCAUAGAGAGCACAGAAGUAGAUCGAGAGAACGAAGUAGCUCGGUGGGGAGAAAGUUCGGAAUGCCGAGUGUAGGAAUAUUAGCUGCGGGCCCGACCGCUGCACACGCCGGUCCGAGUGGACAGACCACUAUCGCCAGAUUUUUGGCCAGCUCGACGAAAAUGGAGGUUGAUACGCCUACCUCGGAUACAACAUCAAAUGGUGACAACGAAAAUGGAGAUAAUUCAACAAUUCCAAUCGAGCAGAUGCCUGACGAUGCUAUGGUAGUUGUGACAGAAGGAUAAUUUUCUUGUAUGUUUAUGGACAUGUGCUAAUGUGUAUGUAUCUUAUAAGCUACCAUUACUUAAUUUGCUG
Molecule: messenger RNA, 1839 nt
Organism: Guyanagaster necrorhizus
Lineage: Eukaryota; Fungi; Basidiomycota; Agaricomycetes; Agaricales; Physalacriaceae
Product: histone deacetylase
Exons: 12
Coding region: 159-1769 (536 amino acids)
Biological process (GO): heterochromatin formation
Cellular component (GO): Rpd3L-Expanded complex
Molecular function (GO): histone deacetylase activity
Source: RefSeq, a predicted model, not a curated record